Molecule: messenger RNA, 2109 nt
Organism: Penicillium soppii
Lineage: Eukaryota; Fungi; Ascomycota; Eurotiomycetes; Eurotiales; Aspergillaceae
Product: putative cell cycle control protein (Cwf19)
Exons: 2
Coding region: 1-2109 (702 amino acids)
Biological process (GO): mRNA splicing, via spliceosome
Cellular component (GO): post-mRNA release spliceosomal complex
Source: RefSeq, a predicted model, not a curated record
AUGACUUUGGAAGAUUUUGAGAAGUCAUUGGCGGAAGGACAAGAACAGCGACACGAAAAAUCAGAUCGAGAGAGACAUCAUCGAGACCGAAAUCGCGACCGCGACCGCAGCAAAGAGCGCUCGAGACAACACCGUCAUCACCGUUCUAGCCAUCACCGACGGCAUUCUUCCAGAUCUAGGGAACGUGAUGUUGAUCGUGGCCGUGAAUCCCGACAUCGCGACGAUGAUGGACACCGACACAAGCGCUCUCGCCGUUCAACCGACCAAGGAGACGAGCAUGGCCAUAAACGUCGUCAAUGCGAUGCCAAAGACGAUGAGACAUCUGCUGCCAAAACAGCGCCCGAGGAAGAGCCUAGUAAUUUGAAGCGGGAUGCCUGGAUGGAAGCACCCUCCGCUCUCGAUAUUGAGUAUGUUCACCGACCGGACACUACGCGACUCGAGGAGGAAGCCAAACCAAAAAUGCUUCACGCGGGAUACGAACUCAAGAUUCAUGAGAAGGAGCUCAACAAACACCUCCGUGAUCUUAACGAUGGAAAAACGCUCGAGGAAAUAGAAGAUGAGCCUGCUCAACAUGAUGUGGACUACACUUUUGGAGACUCGGGGUCACAGUGGAGGAUGACAAAGCUCAAAGGUAUUUACAGAGAGGCCAAAGAAAGUGGUAGGCCCGUGGAAGAGGUUGCCGUCGAACGAUUUGGAAGUUUACGCUCUUUCGACGAUGCUCGGGAAGAAGAAACCGAGAUGGAUCGUCGCAAGACGUAUGGCAAGUCUUACGUGGGCAAGGAGAAACCCAGCGGGGAGUUAUUCCAGGAAAGGAAGCUUGAGAAAAAUAUCCGACGUGGGCCACUUGAGCACGUUCGGGAUCCAGAGCAAGAGCUUAAAGCCGAGGGCCAAGCCAAGAAAAUGGAUACUGUGCCUCCCCCGAGGACCACUCAACAUCUCGAUAUGACAGCAUUGAAUCGCCUCAAAGCUCAGAUGAUGAAAGCGAAGCUCAAAAAAGCUCCAGACGCUACCCAACUCGAAGAGCAGUAUAACACGGCAGCUGCGUCAAUGUCAAACCGCAAGGAACCCGAUGUGGUGGUUCUUGAUGUUAUGCAUAAUCCCAUGCUGGCAGGCCCAAGAAAUGAGGUUAAGGCCAUUGACACCAAGAGGGGUCGCGAGAGAGGCCAGGUGGAGGCAAAUGAAGAUAUGAGCAUUGAAGACAUGGUGCGAGAAGAACGCAAAACCCGAGGACAACUCGGCGGAGAGGGCAGGCGUUUGGCGGAUCAAAUUGGCCGGGAUUCCAAGUUUGAGAACGAUUUGGAGUACAUGGACGACAAUGCGUCCAAGCUAGCCAAAAGAGUGCAUCGUUCUGAAAUUGAUCUCAAGAAUACAACUAUAAACGAUUUCCACAAAAUGAACCGGAUCUUGGACAAUUGUCCGCUUUGUCACAACGAAGACAAAGGCACACCACCUCUUGCCCCAGUGGUGUCCCUUGCAACUCGGGUCUUCCUCACACUCCCCACCGAGCCCGAGAUAAGCGAGGGUGGUGCAACCAUUGUACCAAUUCAACAUCGCACGAAUUUAAUGGAGUGCGACGACGAUGAGUGGGAGGAAAUCCGCAACUUUAUGAAAAGUCUCACACGCAUGUACCAUGACCAAGGUCGAGAUGUGAUUUUCUAUGAAAAUGCAGCCCAGCCGCAAAGGAAAAAGCAUGCAUCAAUGGAAGUCGUGCCCUUGCCCUACAGCCUUGGAGAAACUUCUCCUGCAUUCUUCAAGGAAGCAAUUCUCAGUGCCGAAUCCGAAUGGUCUCAGCACAAAAAGCUUAUCGACACACUCGCGAAAUCUAAGCAAGGAUUGGGCCGGUCUGCUUUCCGCCAAACCUUGGUAAAGGAGAUGCCUUAUUUCCACGUCUGGUUCGAACUUGAUGGUGGUUUGGGUCACAUUGUUGAGGAUGACAACCGCUGGCCUCGGGGUGAUCUCUUCGCACGAGAGAUCAUUGGAGGAAUGCUAGAUGUUGCGCCGGAUGUCAUCAAACGACAGGGACGAUGGAAUCGUGGGGAUCGAAGGGUUGACGGAUUCAGAAAGCGAUGGAACAAGUUUGAUUGGACCCGUGUUCUAAUUGAAGGGUAG